UUCUCCUCAAAAGAUGAGAGACGUGACCUGGAGGCUAAUGUGGAAGUCUGUAGACAAGAUGAGGUGUUUCAGGAAACGCUCCAUGCUGCCCUUCCUCGGCUUCCUCUUCACCUUUCUGCUCUUCUUCAACCUCUACAUGGAUGACGGAUACGUGCUGGAGGCGGAGAAAAGACAGUUGGGAGAGACGCUGAUGCAUCCUUCAAACUCUGACAGAUACGUCCACACCUUCAGAGAUCUGUCCAAUUUCUCGGGGACUAUAAAUGUGACGUAUCGAUACCUCGCGGGGAUCCCUUUGCCGCGCAAAAAGUAUCUGACCAUUGGUUUGUCAUCAGUCAAGAGGAAAAAGGGGAACUACCUCCUGGAGACGAUCAAAUCCAUCUUCGAUCAGUCCAGUUACGAGGAACUCAAAGAGAUAGUUGUCGUAGUCCACCUUGCAGACUUUGACCUAGUCUGGUGUGAGAACCUGGUGCAGGAAAUCACCAGGAAGUUCGCUCAUCACAUCAUAGCUGGACGCCUCCUCGUGAUCCACACUCCAGAGGAGUACUAUCCGUCUCUGGACGGGUUGAAAAGGAACUACAACGAUCCAGACGAUCGAGUCCGCUUCCGCUCCAAGCAGAACGUGGACUACGCUUUCCUCCUGAACUUCUGCACAAACCUGUCUCACUUCUACAUGAUGCUGGAGGACGACGUGCGCUGCUCCAGGAACUUCCUGAUGGCGCUGAAGAAGGUGAUCACCUCCAGAGAAGGCUCCUACUGGGUGAUGCUGGAGUUCUCCAAAUUGGGCUACAUCGGGAAGCUGUACCACUCCAGAGACCUGCCUCGCCUGGCUCACUUCCUCCUCAUGUUCUACCAGGAGAUGCCCUGCGACUGGCUCCUCAUCCACUUCAGGGGUCUGCUGGCCCAGAAAGACGUGAUCCGCUUCAAACCCUCUCUGUUUCAGCACAUGGGCUACUACUCCUCCUACAAGGGAGCCGAGAACAAGCUGAAGGACGACGACUUUGAGGAGGACUCCAUAGACAUUCCUGACAACCCUCCAGCCAGCCUCUACACCAACAUCAAUGUCUUUGAAAGCUACGACGCCACAAAGGCUUACAGCAGCAUCGUGGAUGAAUACUUCUGGGGUAAGCCUCCCUGCACAGGAGACUUCUACAUCAUCAUCUUCAAUCAGUCCACUAAAAUCAGCAGAAUUAAGAUAGUGACGGGAACGGAGGACAGACAGACCGAUGUUCUCCAUCACGGAGCUCUAGAAGUGGGACAGAAGUCUGUGGAGACCAAACAGGGACGGCAGUGCUCGUCUUACAUCACAUUAGGAGAGUUCAAAGGUGGAAGUAUUGAGGUCAACAAAGUGGACCACAAGAUCGGCUUCGACAUCGAGUGUGUGCGAAUCGUCAUCACGGCCAGUCAGAAAGAAUGGCUCAUUAUAAGAACUAUCAGUUUAUGGACCACACAGCCCGUCAGCCAGCUGAUUAAGUAGACAGUGAAGGUUUUUUUUAAAUGAUCUGCUGUUUGUACAGUAAACAUUUUGGAUGCUAUAAGUUCAUUUUGAACUACUUCUUGAAAAUAUGUGUUCCUAGGAUUCAAAGCAAUCCAUAUUUUCUUGGGUUGUUUGGAGAUCUACUGCUAGAUUGAGAUGUGAUGCAUUAUUAAAAUGACCAAAAUGUACAGUAUGGAGCCUUUAUACUCACGUUCACUUUCCUAAACUGAACAUCUGUAACAUAUAAAGUAUAAAACUCUUCAUACUUG
This is a messenger RNA of Notolabrus celidotus (New Zealand spotty), 1743 nucleotides long. Its product is annotated as alpha-1,3-mannosyl-glycoprotein 4-beta-N-acetylglucosaminyltransferase C-like. The transcript is spliced from 4 exons. The record is from RefSeq and is a predicted model, not a curated record. NCBI's taxonomy places the organism in Eukaryota, Metazoa, Chordata, Actinopteri, Labriformes, Labridae. Bases 14 to 1474 code for a protein of 486 amino acids. Gene Ontology annotation, biological process: protein N-linked glycosylation. Gene Ontology annotation, molecular function: acetylglucosaminyltransferase activity.